AUGUCCCAACAACAACCACAAGCAUUGGAAGAUUCAAUUUCUUCCUCAUCAUCAUUAUCAAUAUCGCAACAACAACAAUUAAAAACAAUGACAACAAUGAGCAGUAUGGAAAAUCCAGAUAACGAUUCUUCUUCACAACAAUUCAAGUUGCCAUCAUUAUCAUCAUCACAAUUAUUAAAUAAUUCAUCAUCGGAAUCGGAGCACAUUAUAUAUGAAAUUAAUCAACAACACGAUGAUGAUAAUGAAGAAAUUGACCAAGAACCAAUUAUUACAUCUGGAAAAGAAGAGAAGAAUCAAUCAUCUUCAUCAUCUUCACUCUCAUCCAGAGUUUCAAAAUUAAUAGACUCCAUUCCUCUACUAAAAUCAAUGUUAGGCUGGUUAGCUUGUAUUGCAGUGCAUACACUCUUUGGUAUUCAUCCAAUCUUUUCGAGGUAUCUGCAAUCAACAUCUCCGAAUAAGUUUCCUCCAAUGUUAUUGGUGACGAGUUGUCAUGUGGCUGCAAUUUUGCUAUACUCUCCAAGGAUUGUCUACUUGUUGAUUGUUUAUUUGAGGAAUAAGUGGAAGAAUAGGAAGGAAAUCAAGGAAAUGAAGGAAAGAACAAUGAAUGAUGAUGAGGAGCAACAGCAGCAGGUUGUGUCUAAUACUGCACUAUUUGAGAGAAUUAAGAAGAGGAUUAAAUUCUUCUUACCAAUCAUUAGUUUCUUUGUUUCAUUGGUAUUGAGAUCAUUUACCAAUGUUGUUUCGUCCAAAUAUACAAGUGCACUAUUUGUUCAAUUGUUUGCAUUGACCACUCCUUUCAUUUUGGCCUUUUUAACAGUAUUUGUUUAUAACAGAUGGUUUAUUAGAGAUGUAAAUAAUAAGGAAAAGUUUGGAUUGAAAGCUGGAUUGACAAUGGUUGUGACAUUUGUUGGAGGAGCAAUUAUAAUUAUUGGAAGUAUUGUUCCAAAAUCUGAGAAUGUUUCACUACCUUGGUAUUCAUUCAUUUUCACAUAUCAAAUUGAUUUUAAUUCCAUUUCUGAAAAUAUUACAUUGUGGGAUUUAUUGGGCAUUGCUUCAAGUAUUAUUUCAAGUGUUUGCCUCGUUUGGUACAUGCUCUCAUUGAGAUAUAUGAAACAAGAAGAAUCUCAGGGAAAUGCAGUUAGUGUUACUGGAGAGAGUUUAUUCAUUCUUCAAUUGUUUAUUCUUGCUUUGACAUUUGUUGUACCAAGUUUAAUUGUUGAUGAUUGGACUUUAUGGACUAGAUUGAAUACCAAGGAUUGGAUCAUGUUCUUUGGAUUUACAAUUUUCGUAUACAUGAUGGCUAAUCAUUUGAAUAUCUUUGCUAUUAGCAUGCUUGGAUCUACGAGAGUUGGCUCCAUGUUAGCUUUGAGAUUAAUUUCAACAAUCUUUUUCAGUAUUCUCAUUUUACAAGAAUCAUUGAAGUCAAUUUGGCAAUUAUUGGGUUGCAUCAUUGUCUUGGCGAGUGUGUCAUAUUUCAUGUACUCUGAAUCGCAACAAGAGAAGAAGAGUGCAACAGUUCAACAACCUUCCCCUCAAGAAGAUGAAGAAGAACACAACAGUACUGAAAUGGACACUGUUGAACUCAUUACAAGAGAUUCGAAUGAAAAUUCUCAAAGUGGACAAGUUAAAAACAAGGAGGGCGAUAUUAUGGUCCAUUAGAUGGUGAAAAAAUUAUUAAACAAGGAAAUUAUUCUGAAAGUUUCUUUCUAUGAUCGUAGUAGUUCUGAUUAUUAAUAAAAUAAACAUCACCUUUACAA
Naegleria gruberi is the source of this 1757-nucleotide messenger RNA. RefSeq lists its product as uncharacterized. Lineage: Eukaryota; Heterolobosea; Eutetramitea; Acrasida; Naegleriidae. Bases 1 to 1659 code for a protein of 552 amino acids. The record is from RefSeq and is a predicted model, not a curated record. The transcript has a single exon.